This is a messenger RNA of Ambispora gerdemannii, 1752 nucleotides long. Lineage: Eukaryota; Fungi; Glomeromycota; Glomeromycetes; Archaeosporales; Ambisporaceae. The record is from the annotation of a GenBank genome assembly.
AUGGAUCAUGAAGGACAAUCAAUGAGUGCUUCUUACGAAGAUCAGUGGUUACUAGGUAGUAGUGAAAGUAAGCCAAAAGGGGUCGACAACCUGUCGCGUUCCCGUGGUUUAUCUGAUCCGGGUAAUAAAGAGAAAAAAACAGUAAUAAAUUCAGCUAGUAUUGCUACGAGCUCAAAAGCAAUAAAACGUAUCUCGGGAGGAAUUGGCGCUGGUGGUGUAGGUCCCAGUUCUGGUGGUGUAGGUAGUAGUCCUUCAUCACGAGUGAAACCCUCAACCGAAGGUGGUCUUGGUAAAGAUAAAAAACAGUUAACUGAAACCAUUUCAGCUAGUCCUCCAAAAUCUAGUAAACGACAAUCUCCUGGCGGAAAUGCAUUGUUUGUUCAGACAGCAGCUACAACAAUGAUGACGUCUGCAAAUUCUACAGGCAAAAAAUCUAUGAAAGAAAUGACAAAAGCGGAAAGACGUGCCUUACAAGAACGUCAACGAGCAGAAAAGGCUGCCCGUAGCUCUCCGAAUACUGCCGCUUCAAAGAAAGCACCACAAACAAAUGAGAACGUGACACCUACUCCUUCAGAAAAAGCUGGUUCUAAUACUUCUGGGCAGUUUGAAACUAUACCUGUAACAAAGAAAUCAAAUGUAUCUGGAGGAAUUUCCAAAGGCACAAAUACUGCGUCGGCGCCAAAGGAGAUUCAUCCUGCUGUGUUGGUUCUUGGAUUACAAUUUGCCGAGUAUAAAAUUUGUGGUGCUAAUGCAAGAUGUAUCGCUACGUUAACUGCCUUUAAAAAGGUCAUUCAAGAUUACAAAACACCAAAUAACACCACGUUAUCACGACAUCUUCAAACACAUUUAUCCGCACAAAUCAAUUAUCUGAAAAAUGCACGUCCAAUGUCAGUUAGCAUGGGGAAUGCUAUAAGACAUAUAAAAUGGGAGAUAUCCACCAUAGGCUACGAUUCAUCAGAUAACGAGGCCAAAGAAUUAUUAUGUAAAAAAAUCGAUGACUUCAUUCGCGAUCGUAUUACGGUUUCGGAUCAAAUGAUUGUUGAACAUGGUCUGCAAAAAAUUCAAGAUGGAGACGUUAUUCUUACUUAUGCAAGGUCUUCAGUUGUACAAGAGUUAUUAUUGAAAGCUCAUGCCAAAGGAAUAAAAUUUCGCGUGAUUGUAAUUGACUCAAGACCUAGAUUAGAAGGUAAGAAACUUUUGAAAUGUUUGACGGAGGCAGGUAUAAACUGCACAUACGCAUUUCUGCAUGCAGUUGGUUUCGUGUUGCGGGAUGUAUCAAAAGUUUUCCUGGGUGCACACGCGUUUAUGUCUAAUGGUACAUUGUAUUCGCGUGUCGGCACUGCAUUGGUUGCCAUGAUGGCCAAGGAUAAUCAUAUUCCGGUAAUUGUGUGUUGUGAGACAUACAAAUUCACGGAUCGCGUACAAUUGGAUUCCUUUGUUAUGAAUGAGCAAGGCAAUCCAAAUGAACUUGUAAAUAUCUCUACCAGCAUCACUUCAAAACCUGGUCAGCUUGCCGGUUGGCUCCAACAACCGGAUCUAAAACUAUUAAAUUUGAUGUACGAUUUGACGCCGUCCCAAUAUAUCACUACAGUCAUAACAGAGAUUGGAAUGAUUCCAUGUACAAGUGUUCCUGUGGUAAGCUUACGACAAGAUUUUAAGAGAGUUCAAGUAAGUGCUGUCUUGCAGGGGACAUACGAUUUCUUUGUUUUUAUUAAUAAGUUGAAACGAACAAAGGGUGCAUCAUCAACUUGA